This is a messenger RNA of Rotaria sordida, 3207 nucleotides long. The record is from the annotation of a GenBank genome assembly. NCBI's taxonomy places the organism in Eukaryota, Metazoa, Rotifera, Eurotatoria, Philodinida, Philodinidae.
AUGUCGCAGGCGAACAACCGGGGUGGCGGCAACAAGCGGUCGCGGAUAUCAUCUUCAGGCGCCUAUCGUCAACGUGAGAACCAGUCGUCAUCGUCGUCAACAAAUGUCGCUCAAACACAAUCAGGUGUAAUUAUUGAUAAUGAAACUGAAUUAUCAUCGGAAAUAAUUAAAGAACAAUUGAACAGUGUUGAUGAUAUAAUAACACAACCAAUUAUUGAAGUACCAACAAAACGUUUAUUACAUUUAAAAGAACUUGGUGGAAAUUUAUUUGUAUCAUCAUCAACAAAAAUUUAUUCAAAAAUCUUACAAAAAUUAUUUGAUCGUGUUUUAUUUACAAAAUCAUUAAAUAAUGAUGUUAAUACAUCACCAUCAGAUUUACGUGUAUUUGAACGUGUACUUGCACGUUCAGAUGAUAAUGAUGCAUAUUCAACAUGUACAUCAUUAGUACAACCAAUGUCAGCAACAAUACUUGUACUUGGUUUAACAUCAUGUGAACAUGCACUUGUAUGGAAAUUAUUACAACGACGAAAUUUUAAAAUUUUAAUAUCACCUGGUAAUAGUGGUAUAACAAUUGAUCAAUCAAAUAUUAUUUUAUCAACAAUAUUUCAAACAGAAAAAGAUAUAUUAGAUUAUAUUGAUACAAAACAAAUUGAUCUUAUUAUAUCAUUAAAUAAAACAUAUUAUUUUGAAGAACUUGAAGCACGUUUAUGUGAACGUGGUUUACAUUAUUUAGGUUGUAGUGUUGAUACAUUAGCAUUAAGUGAUAAUCAAUUAAAUGCAAAACAAUUUAUGAGUAAACAUAAAAUUCCAACAUUAGAUUGGAUACAUUGUUUAAAUGAAGAAGAUGUAGAAAAAUAUUUAAAUAAAUAUCCUAAUCAAGAACAAUGGAUUAUUCGUGCAACAAAUGGUAAUGGUUUAAUUAAUUGUAAAACUCGAGAAGAAACAAUACAAACUGUUAAAGCUGUUUUUGAGGAUCAUAUAUUUGGUAAAUUAAAUCAAUCAAUUAUUGUCGAACAUGGUUAUUCAAUUGAAAAUAAUCAAAUAUGUAUUCUAUAUAUAGUAAGUGAUGGUGAUGGUGAUUAUACACAAUUACCAAUAAUACAAUCCGAUCCAUUACGUAUGGGUGCAUAUGGUCCAUGUCCAUAUUUAACAUCAAAACAAUUAUCUUAUAUACGUCGUCGUAUUGUUGAACGUACACUUCGAUGUUCACCAACAAUUCGUCAUUUAUUUGGUUUUCGUUUACUUAUACAAGGAACAAAUUAUAAUCAAGUUUAUUUACUUGAUUAUUUAUCAACAUUUGAAGAACCUGAAGCUGAAAUACUUUUAUCAUUAUGUGAACCAGAUAUAUUUCUUCAAUAUGCACUUGAUUUACCAUCUGUACCUAUUUUACCAUUAAUAAGUAAAAAACGUCGUAUACAUUGUGUUAAUACAACAAUAACAUCAACAACAAAAAAUUCAUUAAAUAUAUCAAAUAAAAUUUUAUUAGGAGCAACAAAAAAUAAUAAAGUUAAAAUAUUUCAUAAUCAAACAGAUAUUAAUAUUAAUAAUAAUGGUACAAAUGAAACAAAUAUUAUAAUAACAAAUGGUGAAAGAAUUUUUAAUGUACUUGGUUAUGGUUCAACAUUACAAGAAGCACAAAUACAAUCAGUACUUGCAUGUGAAUAUAUUAAACAACAUACUAAUAUUGAUGAUCUUUUAUUUAAAUCUGAUAUUGGAGCUGAAGCUAUUGAAUGGUAUAAAACUCAUGGUGAUCGUCAUCAUUCAUCGACCGGUGGUUUAACAAAUGGUAAAAAGAAGAAAAUCAAAAAGAAAAAAUCUAUUAUUACAAUGAUAAAUAAACGUCGUGGUUUAACAACUCGUCGUCGAAAUAUAAAAAGUUCUGAACAAGAAAAAGACAAUGAAAAUGAACAGAUUGAAACAACAGAUGAUGAUGAUGAUGAUGAUGAAGAUGAUGAUGAUGAAAAUGAACCAAUGGAUUUUGAACGUGCAUUUGGUUCAAUAUCUGAUAUACCAAAAUUAGAACAUAUGGAUAUUCAUCAAAAUAAUGGAAAUUUUGAUGAUCUUAAUAUACAUGAAGACAUUGGUCUUGCACGUAUGAUUGAAUCAUUACUUGGUUCAUUAUCAUCAACAUUAAAUGUUGAAUUAAAUGGACAACAAUGGCCUGUGAUGCCACCUCUUUUUACUUGGAUUUAUCAACAUAGUGGUUUUAGUCAGGAUGAAAUGUUUGAAUAUUUUAAUUGUGGUGUUGAUUAUUUACUUCUUGUUGAUCAUACAAAAACAAAUAUUGAUGAUAUUCUUCGUCAAUUAACUGAAACACAUACAUCAAGUUAUUUUCUUGGAACAUUUAUAUCAAUAAAUACAACUCCAACACGUAAACCAAUUCGUUUACCACAACAACCAAUCAUAAUAUCACCACGACCACGUACUAUUCAAUUAAAAAAUAUUUCUUUUAAAUAUCCAAAACCAUAUCAAACAGCUACUGCUCUUACAAAUAAUACAUUACCAAUUGUUAUUAAAGAUCGUAUGAAACAACCAAUUGCUAAUGAUAAAACACGUUGUGCUGUACUUAUUUCAACUAAUGAUACUUCAUUACUUUCACUUCUUGCUUAUAGUACAUCAACACUUGAAUGUGCAUUUGAAAUUGUUCUUGUUCUUUCAACAUUAGCUAGUCUAUCAGAUAUAGCUCGUGUUAAUGAAUUAUAUCCAUCAGUUGUUACAAAAGUUAUUCAACCAAAAAAAUAUGCUGCACGACAUUAUGAUCUAGAUCAAAAAGUUGAUGAUGAAUUACAAUUACAUGGCUGUGAAUUAGUUAUACUUGAUCGUUAUGCAUGUCGUUUAUCACCUUCAUUUAUAAUGGCAUGGCGUGGUCGUUUAUUAAAUAUACAUUCAUCAUUAUUACCAUCAUUUCGUCAUAGUACUUCACCAAUUCGUGAUGCAUUACAAGCUGGUGUUCGUAUAACUGGUAUUACAGUUCAUUUUAUUGGUGAAUCCGAUACUGAUAAUGAUGGACCAAUUAUUGCACAAGAAAGUGUUUCAGUAUCACCACUUGAAACCGAAAUUCAAUUAGAAAAUCGUUUACGUACACUUGAACAACAAUUAUAUCCAAAAGCAAUUGAUAUGGUUGCAUCAGGAAAAAUUAUUUAUCAAGGAAAACGACGAAUGGGUAAAACAAAUUCAAUUACAACAAUAAUACCUUCAUCAUAUUAA